GUGUCCAAUUAUAUGGUUCAACCAAAACCAUCCUCCCAACAAAAAACUCCAAAAAGAAAUAAUUUGGCCAAACAUUCACACUCUUCUUCUCACGUGACUUCCUUUGUUCCCUCCGUCCCUUCCCACAAAAACCUCGCACUCUCUUCUCUCUUCAGUCUUGUCUCUGCUUCUUUUUUACUUUUACAUUAACAAUGGCAGCUUCCUUAACAAUCUCAAGAUUUGUUUCUCCGGCCGCCCUCUCUUUUUCCAACACCACCACGAGACUUUCCCCUAAAUCCCUUUCUUCAAAACUCUCCAUUUCUCCCCUUUCCCUCAACCUCCACCGCCGCGGUUCAAAACCCAUUUUCUUUUCCACCAAAACAACCCAAAUCGUCGCCGCUAUCUCCGUUGGUGAGAAGCUUCCUGACGCAACCCUUUCCUACUUCGACUCCGAUGGAGAACUUCAAACUACCACAGUCUCCUCCCUUACCGCCGGCAAAAAAGCCAUCCUCUUCGCCGUCCCGGGCGCUUUCACUCCGACAUGUUCCCAAAAACACCUUCCUGGGUUCGUCGAGAAAUCAGGGGAACUCAAAGCCAAAGGGGUCGACACCAUCGCCUGCGUGUCCGUGAACGACGCGUUUGUGAUGCGGGCGUGGAAGGAGAAUCUGGGGAUUAAAGACGAAGUUUUUUUGUUGUCGGAUGGGAAUGGGGAGUUCACGAAGAAAAUUGGGUGUGAAUUGGACUUGAGGGAUAAGCCCGUUGGGCUUGGAGUUCGGUCCAGGAGGUACGCUCUUUUGGCUGAAGAUGGAGUCGUUAAGGUUCUUAAUUUGGAGGAAGGUGGUGCUUUUACUUUCAGUGGGGCUGAAGACAUUCUCAAAGUGCUGUGAUUUUGUUGAGAUUGGACAUUGGGUAGUUUUUAUUCCUUAAAACUCCUUUGUUGGGUAGUUUUUGCUUUGGUAAUGAAAAUGACCAGCCUCUGAGAAUCUUCUAAUGAAAUGUUGGCAAUAAAAAGAUAUGAAUGAGAUUUUCUACGAAUCCCUUGUGUUUUAUGCGAUGGAAUGUUUCGUGGGCUUCCUCUUUUUUUUUCUUUAAUGUUGGGUUGAUUAAACUGCGAAGCACAAGUACAAACGAUUUCCAUUAUGUGGUAAAAGGAACGAGUGCAUUAACUAUGCAACUGAACUUUUUUCACUUCCAGUUCCAGGUUUCAAUCGAGUAGAGCAGCAGGUAUUUCUAGUUUUCUCUGCUUCCAAGGCCUUGUAAUUAGAAUGUAUGCUUAACCUAUGAUAAUGAGUUGAUACUAAGUUUGUUCUUCCUGCGUUGUUGAUGCGAUGAUAUUUUAUUUCAGUCACUGACGGUGAAAGACUUCCCUUAUUGCCAAAAUUUGGCCAUUUUUUAUUGAAAUUUUGAAGAAAUAAAAGUAGAAAACCUGCUGCUAAAGUGAGUCCUAGUGACCACUCUCUUUUUUUGUUGUUGUCGACUGAGAAGAUAUGACAUAAAUAAAAGCCCGGGAAGUAAAUGGA
Molecule: messenger RNA, 1499 nt
Organism: Durio zibethinus
Lineage: Eukaryota; Viridiplantae; Streptophyta; Magnoliopsida; Malvales; Malvaceae
Product: peroxiredoxin-2E, chloroplastic-like
Biological process (GO): cell redox homeostasis; hydrogen peroxide catabolic process; cellular response to oxidative stress
Cellular component (GO): cytoplasm
Molecular function (GO): thioredoxin peroxidase activity
Source: RefSeq, a predicted model, not a curated record